UCAACCAUGCGACUGCUACCUGAAGGACCACUGAAUAGAGGUUAGCAGUAGACGCCGUAGCAUGCCAUUGAACAAGUAUUUGUAAUAAAUAUUCAAACGCAUCCAAAGUUAUGAUGGUUUCCAUGAGCCCAAUUUUUCGGAAAGUAUUAAGUUAUGUUCCUUUUGUCCUUGUUCUGAUCGACCUAAGAUUCGAAGGAGUGAAAUGUGGAAAGGACAGCGGCGUAGAGAACCAUCUGGAGAUGGGUAAGAAACUCCUAGCUGCGGGACAGCUGGCAGACGCGCUCUCCCAUUUCCACGCAGCUGUGGAUGGAGACCCUAAAAACUACGUAGCAUAUUACAGGCGAGCCACUGUGUACUUAGCCAUGGGAAAAUCUAAAUCAGCACUUCCUGAUCUCAGCAAAGUUAUCGAACUCAAGCCAGAUUUCACCUCAGCAAGACUUCAGAGAGGCAACCUUCUCCUGAAGCAGGGGAAACUUGACGAAGCAGAGAGUGAUUUUAAGAAAGUGCUCAAAUCCAACCCCAGCGAUAAGGAGGAGAAGGAGGCGCAGAGUCAGCUGAAGAAAUCAGACGAGAUCCAGAGGCUUGUGGCUCAGGCCCGACACGACUUCGACCGCAGGGAUUAUAGCUCAGCCGCGGCGCACCUGGACACUGUCAUCGAGACCUGUGUUUGGGAUGCUGACUCCAGAGAGCUGAGGGCAGAAUGCUUCAUUCAGCUGGAUGAAAUGGGCAAAGCCAUAAGUGACCUCAAAGCCGCCUCCAAGCUGAGAAACGAUAACACGCAGGCCUUCUACAAACUCAGCACCAUCUACUACAACCUGGGCGACCAUGAGAUGUCCCUGAAUGAAGUGCGUGAGUGUCUGAAACUGGACCCGGAUCAUAAGCAGUGUUUCAGUCAUUACAAACAGGUGAAGAAACUCAACAAACAGAUCCAGUCUGCCGAGGAGCUCAUCCAGCAGCAGAGGUAUGGAGAGGCAGUGAGUAAAUAUGAGUCCGUGAUGAAGACGGAGCCGAAUGUCCCUCAGUAUACCCAGCAGGCCAAAGAGCGGAUCUGUCACUGUCUAGCCCAGGACAGUCAGACUGCCAAAGCCAUUGAGGUGUGCAGUGAAGUCCUGAAAUCUGACCCAGACAAUGUUAACGCGCUGAAAGACAGAGCAGAGGCCUACCUUCAGGAUGAGCAGUAUGAAGAGGCCAUUAAGGACUUUGAGAAAGCGCGGGAACAGAAUGAAAAUGACCGUCAGAUAAAGGAGGGGUUGGAGAGAGCACAGCGACUCCUCAAACAGUCCCAGAAGAGGGAUUACUACAAGAUCUUAGGCGUGAAGAGAACUGCCCAAAAGAAGGAAAUCAUCAAAGCUUACAGGAAGUUGGCACAGCAGUGGCAUCCAGACAAUUUCCAAGACCCGGAAGACAAGAAAAAAGCUGAGAAGAAGUUCAUUGAUAUUGCCCAGGCUAAAGAGGUGCUCACUGAUCCAGAGAUGAGGAGUAAAUUUGACCAGGGAGAAGAUCCUCUGGACCCCGAGAGUCAGCAGGGAGGAGGACACUCCCACUUCAGAGGCGGCUGGGAGAACUUCCAGGGCUUCAACCCUUUUGGCUCAGGACCGUUCAGCUUCAAAUUCAGCUACAACUAAAGCUAUGUGUC
Chanos chanos (milkfish) is the source of this 1636-nucleotide messenger RNA. It is a transcript of the gene dnajc3a, whose product is annotated as DnaJ (Hsp40) homolog, subfamily C, member 3a. Gene Ontology annotation, cellular component: endoplasmic reticulum. The record is from RefSeq and is a predicted model, not a curated record. Gene Ontology annotation, molecular function: protein-folding chaperone binding; misfolded protein binding. Bases 111 to 1625 code for a protein of 504 amino acids. The transcript has 12 exons. Gene Ontology annotation, biological process: protein folding in endoplasmic reticulum. Lineage: Eukaryota; Metazoa; Chordata; Actinopteri; Gonorynchiformes; Chanidae.